GGCGGCUCGGGGAAAGAUUGCUUGGAGUUUGACGCAAACCCGUGGAGAGGACAAAAAGAACAGUCCCUACAAGCGCCAGUCUUCCCAGUUUUACUUCCGUCUAAUAGUGUGGACUUUGCAUCUAUUAACUGAGUGUCUUGUUUAAUAAGAGCGAAAUGAUGUCCUCCAAGUUGAAGUGGCUGAUCGUGGUUCAGCUCCUGCUAAAUGAACAAGCUCUAUGCAGGGUGCAGCCUUCUCCUUUUUCCCCAGCGCGUGGCAUCCUUGGACCAGGAGACACAGCCAAACCAUAUCCUCAAAAGCAACCACAGUUUGGUCUCCCAAUUGCAGAAAAGCCUGAUCCUGAAUCAACGCGAGCACAUGGAGAGAAAAGCCUGAAUUCAGCCAAGCGCAUUGUAUCCAUCCUCAAGCCAAAGCUACAAGCGAAGAUUCCAGAUUUCCACAAUGAGAGGAAUAUAAGCUGUGGGGAACUACUUUCAGUCAGUGGUCUGGAUGACCCUUUUUCAUCCAGGUUCCCUCAGGAGCUUCUGGGUCUAUCUUUGGUACCAGUGAUGGUUGUGGCAGGCUGCCCACGCGAGGCGCACAUCCUGGUGGUCAAGCUGUAUGGCCUGCUGGGGGUGGAUGAGACCAACGAACUCCUUCUGAAAGUGGAAGGCUUGAUCCAGAGGGGGACAAAGUUGCCAUCUGAACCUAAAAAACUCACUUUGGAGAGUGAUGAAGCAGGGCGGCAGCUAGAAGCUGUCAUCUUCAACAUACAGCAGCUGGGCACAGUUGGAAAAAGUUUAGGACGAACAAACAAGAUGCAAAACUGCGACAGUUGGACCCGGGUUAAUGGGACCACGCUGCUUGGAGUUGUUGUCCAGGAUGGCACUAGUGGGCUGGAGGAGGCUAUGGACACCUGUGUGAGGAUGGGGGCCACAUGUGCUGGGGUGACAAACGGUGGACUUCCUGGACGCUAUCAGGUGGUGUUGAAGAAAGGGAGUCGUAUCCUACCCUCCCAAGCUUCUGACUGUUGGAUCUAUCAGUGUAGUGCAGAACUCUCAUGCGCCGACGUCUCUGCUCGACGUUUGCGACGGGACCUCCAGGGGAGAUGCACUAACAAAAAGGAAGAGCGCGUAUAUAAAGUGGUGGAGUGGAUCCCCGCAGUCAGCACCCUGUACAACUUGGGCACAGCGGUCUAUUACGCGUCGGUCAACUGCUCCGAAACGGCAAAAGAAAGAGCUGUCCUCACUGCUGUGGACCUUGGCACAGAUGCCCUGAUGGUCGCCACAGGUGGCGCAACUGGCGUGGCCGGUUACGCUAUUGGGGCCGGUCUGAAAACAGGUGUCAAGGCCGGGGUCAAGUACCUACUUGGCUCCUUGACGCGUGAAGACGACGUGUUGGUCAACCAGUCCAGCUGGGAGGGGGGUGUCUUCACUGUGCCAUGAACAAAACAAGCCAGGACAACCUUCCUCGUGCUAUCUUCAUUAUUAUUAUUAUUAUUACAUUCCUUUUUCAUAUAGUCUUAACCAUAUUCCUACCUCUGAAAUGUUUCAGUACCCUUAGUGGACAUGUCACUAUGAUCUUGGAUGUACUUCUGGAUAACAAAGAUUAACUAACCUUUCUCUGAUGGCGCCACUGUAGUAGAC
Molecule: messenger RNA, 1625 nt
Organism: Syngnathoides biaculeatus (alligator pipefish)
Lineage: Eukaryota; Metazoa; Chordata; Actinopteri; Syngnathiformes; Syngnathidae
Gene: apof
Product: apolipoprotein F
Exons: 2
Coding region: 156-1424 (422 amino acids)
Biological process (GO): cholesterol metabolic process
Source: RefSeq, a predicted model, not a curated record